This is a messenger RNA of Olea europaea var. sylvestris, 275 nucleotides long. Its product is annotated as chorismate synthase 2, chloroplastic-like. The transcript has 2 exons. Gene Ontology annotation, cellular component: cytosol. The record is from RefSeq and is a predicted model, not a curated record. Gene Ontology annotation, molecular function: chorismate synthase activity; FMN binding. The coding region runs from base 12 to 260 and encodes 82 amino acids. NCBI's taxonomy places the organism in Eukaryota, Viridiplantae, Streptophyta, Magnoliopsida, Lamiales, Oleaceae. Gene Ontology annotation, biological process: chorismate biosynthetic process; aromatic amino acid biosynthetic process.
CUGAUAACAGCAUGCAUACUCUCUUGGUGCUUGUAAAGUUCAUCAAUAUGACUGGUUUUCAGGACUACAGUGAAAUGUCAUUAGCUUAUAGGCCAUCUCAUGCUGACGCAACUUAUGAUUUCAAGUAUGGUGUGAGAUCAGUACAGGGUGGUGGUAGAUCUUCUGCAAGAGAAACCAUUGGGAGAGUUGCUGCUGGAGCUGUCGCUAAGAAAAUUUUAAAGCAAUAUUCGGGAACAGAGGUAAGCUCUUUGAUGAUGUGAUGGAAAUUUAAUUAU